AUGGCAGAUGACUCCCCGGUGAGUGAGGACAUCUAUGACUAUGUCUACAUUGAUGCCUUUGGUAAAGGCAAACAGCUGACAGCCAAGGAGUGUGAGUACCUCAUUGGCCACCAGGUGACGGCAGAUUACUACAGUGCCAUAAGCACCACCGAGGUGCUGCUCAGGAUGGUGGGAAACCUGCUUAACAUCGGUAAAAGAGGGGAGGGCAAUGAGAAAUCCUACCAGCUGCUGAGAGACUCUCUGGACCUCUACCUCACUAUCAACCCAGAUAAUGUGCAGUACCUGCUGCUGCAGGCACGCCUCUACUUCCACCUGGGCAUCUGGCCAGAAAAGGUGCUAGACAUCCUGCAGCACAUUCAGGCAUUGGAUCCCUCCCAGCACGGGGCAGUGGGUUACCUCGUACAGCACACGCUGGAGCACAUCCAGCACAAGAAGCAUCCCGUUACACCUGAGGUGAAGAAGCGCAGCGUUUCCGAACACCUGGAGGUCCAGUAUUCAGUCGGCCUCAUCAUGAAACACAAGAGAGAACCUGGAGCCCCACUCGGCCCCCCUGGAGAUCGGCCACCCGGAGGUGGGACAUUACUUCUCAGAGUUUUCUCAGAGUUUGCCGACACCCACUAUUUUGCCAACGAAGAACUGCAGACCCGAUACCCAGAGGACAUGGUUGAAACGUUGGGUACAGUGCAGGAGCUUUACCACAGACUGACACCUGGCACUGGGAACCAGGACCAGGCUCUUGCCACAGACCAAAACAACCACCAAGCCAUGCCCAUGUAG
This is a messenger RNA of Perca flavescens (yellow perch), 777 nucleotides long. RefSeq names its product F-box only protein 21-like. The record is from RefSeq and is a predicted model, not a curated record. Bases 1 to 777 code for a protein of 258 amino acids. NCBI's taxonomy places the organism in Eukaryota, Metazoa, Chordata, Actinopteri, Perciformes, Percidae. The transcript is spliced from 5 exons.